Molecule: messenger RNA, 1218 nt
Organism: Phragmites australis (common reed)
Lineage: Eukaryota; Viridiplantae; Streptophyta; Magnoliopsida; Poales; Poaceae
Exons: 3
Coding region: 94-957 (287 amino acids)
Biological process (GO): positive regulation of DNA repair
Cellular component (GO): BRCA1-A complex; BRISC complex
Source: RefSeq, a predicted model, not a curated record
GGGCCUUCCGACCGCGCCAUCGAAACGAACCCAACAUUGCCACGAUCUCCGACCAAGCCCAUCUCCCACCCAACCCACGACCGCGCUGUCCCAAUGGCAACGGACCCCACGCCGCCCGCCGCGGCGGCGCCGCGCUACUCGCUGCCGCCGGUCCGCCUUCCCCCGGAGGACAUCCUCUUCUGCGUCGACGUCGACGUCGAGGCGCGCGCUGAGAUGAAGUCCGCCGCCGCCGCGGCGUCCUCCGGCUCUACCUCUACCGCGUCGUCAGGGCCGCAGCCGACGGGGGCGGCCGGGGGCGCCUGGGCGGCGGGGCCCCGGCCCGGGGUGAGGCGGAUGGACGCGGUCAGGCAGGCGCUGCUGCUCUUCGUCCACGGCAAGCUCACCAUGUGCCCCGACCACCGCUUCGCAUUCGCCUCCCUCGGCGAGACCGUCUCCAUGGUUAAGAAGGACUUCAGCAGUGAUGCUGGUUCUGCAAGUGAGGCAAUCCGAACCCUGUCCGCUUCAGAAUCAAGAUAUUCGAUGGCUGAUCUCACUCAGCUCUUCAAGAUAGCUCACCAGGAAGGGAAAAGAGCAGAAUUCCAAGGCCGUCUACUCAGGGUGGUACUCAUAUACUGCCGUUCCUCUACCAAGCCACAGCAUCAGUGGCCCGUAAAAGAAAAGAAUUUCACCCUGGACAUAAUCUAUCUCCACGACAAGCCUAAUGCUGAUAACUGUCCACAGAAGGUUUAUGAUGCCUUGGUUGAUGCUCUCGAGCAUGUCAGCCAGUAUGAGGGGUACAUUCUUGAGACUGGUCAAGGGCUUGCUCGUGUCCUGUUUCGUCAGAUGUGCAUUCUUCUAUCCCAUCCUUUGCAACGUUGCAUCCAAGAUGACCUUGAUAUCCCCAAACAAGUUGCUAAGAAAACUCUGGCAAUUGAAGCUGUUCAGAAUGAAGAUGGCACACCAGUCUCCAGUCAGUAGUUAGGUCUUUUAGUUCAAUGGUAUGCAAACAUGAAGUUACUUGCAAGUUUCCAUCUGAUUUCUUUUUCAUUGCCAUUCUACUAGUUCAGUAGGCCUGCUCUGUGUGAUAGAGAUGCCAUCUCAAAAUUAUGUGUUCUAUGUUGUAUAUGGCCAAUGAGAUAUCAUUUUGUUGCUGUGCCUUGCUUGGCUGGGCAUUAAAUAUGUAGCACAUCGUACAAAGAAUUAUAUGUCUUUGGCACUUAAAUUUCCUUGGUUUGCAAA